Molecule: messenger RNA, 3455 nt
Organism: Lethenteron reissneri (Far Eastern brook lamprey)
Lineage: Eukaryota; Metazoa; Chordata; Hyperoartia; Petromyzontiformes; Petromyzontidae
Product: acyl-CoA (8-3)-desaturase-like
Biological process (GO): lipid metabolic process
Cellular component (GO): membrane
Molecular function (GO): oxidoreductase activity, acting on paired donors, with oxidation of a pair of donors resulting in the reduction of molecular oxygen to two molecules of water
Source: RefSeq, a predicted model, not a curated record
CGUCUCGCGGAGCGGAGCUCCCCACAACAACCACCACCACAAUCACCACAACCACAAUCACCACAACCACCACAACCACCACCACCAUGGGACGCGGCGAGGAGGGAGCGCCUGGGGCUACCCCCUGCACCGCAUCGCUGGUGGUGCCUUCUCGGUCUCCACCAUCACCACCACCAUCAUCACCACCAUCAUCACCACCAUCAUCAUCAUCAACGUCUCCUCGUCUCUGGACCUGGGAGGAGGUCUCGCAGAGGAGCGGAGGUCGCCACGGGGAGCCUCGUUGGCUCGUGGUGGAGCGGCGCGUCUAUGACGUCACCAAGUGGGGGGCCCGGCACCCGGGGGGGCAACGACUCCUGGGGCACUACGCCGGGGAGGACGCCACGGACGCAUUCCGUGCGUUCCACAUCAACCAGGCGCUGGUGCAGCGCUACCUGAAGACUCUGCUCGUGGGCGAACUCGCCCCCGACCAGCCCAGCUGUGAGCCUCACAAGAACGCGUCGUUGACGGAGGACUUCCGCUCCCUGCGCUCCCACGUGGAGCGAUCGGGGCUCCUGCGUCCCAGCCCGGCGUUCUUCUCCCUCGCGCUGCUCCACAUCCUGCUGCUCGACCUCGUGGCCUGGCUCAGCCUGCGGGCGCUCGGGGCGAGCCUCCACGGCUGGCUCCUCACCGCCGUGCUGCUCGCCACCGUGCAGGCCCAGGCUGGGUGGCUACAGCACGACUUUGGACAUCUCUCCGUGUUCCCCACCUCGCGCUGGAACCACUGGGUUCACAAGUUCGUCAUCGGUCACCUCAAGGGAGCCCCGGCGAGCUGGUGGAACCACCUCCACUUCCAGCACCACGCCAAGCCAAACGUCUUCCGCAAAGACCCAGACGUCAACAUGCACCCGCUGCUGUUCGUGCUGGGAACGACGCUCGCCACCGAGCUGGGUGAACAGAAGAAAAAGUACAUGCCCUACAACCACCAACACAAGUACUUUUUCCUGUUGGGACCUCCGGCACUCAUCCCCCUCUACUUCCAGUGGUACAUCUUCGUGUUCGCCAUCAAGAGGAAGCAGUGGGCGGACUUUGCGUGGAUGCUGACAUUCUACUUGCGGUUCCUCGUCUGCUACGUCCCCUUGCUGGGCCUGGGCGGCUCUCUGCUGAUGCUCGCCUUCGUUCGGUUCCUGGAGAGCAACUGGUUCGUCUGGGUGACUCAGAUGAACCACAUCCCCAUGAACAUCGACCGCGACCACCAGCGAGACUGGACCACCACGCAGUUGCAGGCAACGUGCAACGUCGACCAGUCGCUCUUCAACGACUGGUUCACGGGACACCUCAACUUCCAGAUCGAGCACCACCUCUUCCCCACGAUGCCGCGUCACAACUACCACAAGGUGUCUGCGCUCGUCAAGUCGCUCUGCAGCAAACACGGCCUGGACUACCAGAGCAAGCCGCUCAUGACCGCGUUCGGUGAUAUUGUGCGCUCCCUCAAGGUGUCUGGUGACCUCUGGCAGGAUGCCUACCUCCAGCGGUGACCUCGUCGCCCCCACCUCCUCACCCCCCCUCCUCGUUAACUCAUCAACCCCCACCUCCUUACCCCCCCCACCUCCUCAUUAACUCAUCAACCCCCACCUCAUCACCCCCCCUUCACCCCCCCCCCUCGUUAACCCCCCCCCCCCUCCAACUCAUCACCUCCCUCUUCACCCCCCUCGUUUGGGGCAAGUGCGCUCGCACCCCCGUUCAUUUCAGCCAAGCUCAGUCACUCACUCACUCAUUCACUCACUCAUUCACUCAUUCAGUCACUCACUUAUUCAGUCACUCACUCAUUCACUCACUCAUUCAUUCACUCAUUCACUCAGUCACUCACUCACUUAUUCAGUCACUCACUCAUUCACUCACUCAUCAUUCACUCAUUCACUCAGUCACUCACUCACUCAGUCACUCACUCACUCAUUCACUCAUUCACUCAGUCACUCACACACUCAUUCACUCACUCAUUCACUCAGUCACUCACUCACUCAUUCACUCACUCAUUCACUCAGUCACUCACUCAUUCACUCACUCAUUCAGUCACUCAUUCAGUCACUCAUUCACUCAUUCACUCACUCGUUCACUCAUUCACUCACUCACUUAUUCAGUCACUCACUCAUUCACUCACUCAUUCAGCCACUCACUCAUUCACUCACUCAGUCAGUCACUCACUCAUUCACUCACUUACUUAUUCAGGCAGGCAGUCACUCACUCAUUCACUCACUCAUUCACUCACUAACCAACCACUCACUCACCACUCACGCACCAACCACUCACUCACCAACCACUCACUCACCACUCACCAACCACUCACCAACCACUCACCAGCCACUCAUUCACUCACUCACCACUCACUAACCAACCACUCACUAAUUCACUAAUUUACUCACUCACUCAACCAACUCAACUAAUUCACUCACCCACUAAUUCACUCACCCACCGACUCACCAAUUAACUUACUGACCCCCUUCACACACUCACCCACACACACACACACCCACACACACGUCUAGCCUUUAACUUAUUCAGUCACUCACUCAUUCACUCACUCACUUAUUCAGUUACUCACUCACUCUUUCACUCAUUCAUUCAGUCACUCACUCAUUCACUCACUCAUUCACUCAGUCACUCACUCAUUCACUCAUUUAUUCAGUCACUCACUCAUUCACUCGCUCAUUCACUCAGUCACUCACUCAUUCACUAACAUUUCUCUCAUUCACUCAUUCAUUCACUCAUUCACUCACCACUCACGCACCAACCACUCACUCACCACUCACCAAACACUCACCAGCCACUCAUUCACUCACCACUCACUAACCAAUCACUCACUAAUUCACUCACCCACCGACUCACCAAUUAACUUACUGACCCCCUUUCACACACACACACACACCCACACACACGUCUAGCCUUUAACUUAUUCAGUCACUCACUCAUUCACUCACUUAUUCAGUUACUCACUCACUCUUUCACCCAUUCAGUCACUCACUCACUCAGUCACUCAUUCACUCAUUCACUCACUCACUCAUUCACUCACUCACCACUCACUAACCAACCACUCACUAAUUCACUAAUUCACUCACCCACCGACUCACCAAUUAACUUACUGAUCCCCUUCACACACUCACCCAUUUGCUCAGCCACACACACACGUCUAAGCCUUUAACAAGUGCCGUUAGCGAGCAGCGAUUGUCCAAGCACCUACCCCGACCGCCUUUGUCUCCCCGCUAGCCAUGGUGACUACACACACAUAGGCAUUCAUUUCAGUCUGAGUCGACCUAGGGGAGGGCCCGGGACCGGCUCGAGAUAUUCGCCGGCCGUGAGCGGGAAUCGAACUCGGGUCUCGCAGCGCCGCUAAGCCCUGCACCCACCGCUCCCGACGCGAUUCGCCUUGAUUUGUGGUUUUUUUUAAUUUAAGACAUUAAAUGGUGAAGUGAUGAAGCAAA